AUGUUUACUCCCGUCGAAUCGUCGUUCGGUGCUUUCUUGCUACACCUAAGUACCACGCAUCUACUGUUGGGGAAUGGUCAAGUGCUAGGUGCUAGUGGGGCUCUGGGGAGUGCAUUCUGGAAACCGGAUGGACAUAAUAUACCCCUGCUAGCAGGUAUGGGAAUUAGUGCUCUGGGGACUUGGUACCUCGAUGCGUGGUGGAAGCCGUCGUAUGCUGGGGCACCAGAGGUAUUUGGGAAAUGGACCUGGGUAGUUUGUGGAUUGCUGGUUGGAGUUGGGACGAAGUACUCUAAUGGUUGCACUUCUGGGCACAUGCUCUGCGGCAUCCCACUUGGCCGCCUCCGCUCCGCCGUUGCGGCCGUAACUUUCUCAGCAACAUGUCUCGUCACCGCCACCGUCGUGGGAGCAUACACCGAGUCUCCAUGUGGAAGCACACCAUGCUACACUGUAACCUACCCUACCCCUACCCGCAUCGAGCAACUAGUCGCCAUCACUGCAGCUGCCACGGCAAUAACACGUGCCUCCCUCCCCCUCCUCCGCAAACUCCCACAACGCACAGCGGAGAUAAUCACUUCUCUGUGGUCCGGCGGACUCUUUAGUCUUGGCUUGAUGGUUGCCGGUAUGGCGAACCCGACAAAGCCUUUGGGCUUCUAUUCAAUGAUCACGGACGGCGGGAGGCGCUGGGAUCCGUCCUUCCUCAUGAUUCCCAUAUUCGCAUUGCUCCCGAAUUUCCUGAUCUGGAAAAGGGUUGUUGGAAAGGCUGAUGCCGCACCGAGGGGAGGGUGGAAGGUGCCCACUAAGAAGGAAAUUGACUUCAAGCUGAUUGCCGGGUCGGCGGUGUUCGGAAUUGGGUGGGGGUUGUUGGGUGUUUGUCCAGGGCCUGGGAUCGUAGGUGGAUUCCUGGGCGGUUGGAGGGGAGCUAGUUGGGUUUUUGGAUUUGUGCUUGGGAGAUAUUAAUAUCGCCUUUUCACAAAUGGGAUGGUUGUAAUG
Molecule: messenger RNA, 990 nt
Organism: Tuber melanosporum (Perigord truffle)
Lineage: Eukaryota; Fungi; Ascomycota; Pezizomycetes; Pezizales; Tuberaceae
Exons: 2
Coding region: 1-957 (318 amino acids)
Cellular component (GO): plasma membrane
Source: RefSeq, a predicted model, not a curated record